Molecule: messenger RNA, 2045 nt
Organism: Prosopis cineraria
Lineage: Eukaryota; Viridiplantae; Streptophyta; Magnoliopsida; Fabales; Fabaceae
Product: cytochrome P450 86B1
Exons: 2
Coding region: 16-1791 (591 amino acids)
Molecular function (GO): oxidoreductase activity, acting on paired donors, with incorporation or reduction of molecular oxygen; monooxygenase activity; heme binding
Source: RefSeq, a predicted model, not a curated record
CAUAUAACCCCCCUCAUGACCACCACCACCACCACCACCACCACCACCAUUACACUUGGUUGUUCUCACAUAUUACAUAGCAUGCUCAUGCAUUGCCACAAUAUUCCGUAUCACCCCAACAACAUGAUACAACCUCAACCUCUCAACUCCACCUUUUCUUCUAACCGCCUCACCCUCGCCGGAGACUCCUUAUCCGGCCGCCUCUUUCUCUUGCAAGAUGUCCAGGUCUUGGAGAUUCUCCUUGCUGCUAUGGUAUUCGUAACCAUCCAUUCCAUGAGGCAAAAGAAACGCUAUGGCUUGCCCGUCUGGCCUGUCCUUGGAAUGUUACCUUCCCUGGUCUUCACGGGGCUCAGAACCAACUUGUAUGAAUGGGUCACUGAGGUCCUGAGCCGGCAAAACUGGACCUUUCGGUUUAAAGGGCCUUGGUUCAGCAGCCUCAACUGCGUGGUCACGUCUGAUCCUCGCAACUUGGAGCAUCUUCUCAAGACCAAGUUCCCUCUUUUUCCCAAAGGAACUUACUUCAGGGACAAUCUGAGGGACCUUCUUGGAGAAGGGAUUUUCAACGCUGAUGAUGACACAUGGCAGAGACAGAGGAAAACAACGAGCAUUGAGUUUCAUUCUGCAAAAUUCAGGAACAUGACCACGGAGUCAUUGUUUGAGCUCGUCCACUUGAGGCUGUUACCUGUGUUGGAAGCAUCGGUUGAGAAGUCCAGGUCCAUUGACUUGCAAGACAUCCUAUUGAGGCUUACGUUUGACAACGUGUGUAUGAUAGCUUUCGGUGUUGAUCCAGGAUGCUUGAGCCUAAAUCUACCUGAAAUCCCAUUUGCUAAAGCUUUCGAAGAUGCAACGGAAGCUACGGUGCUUCGCUUCGUCACACCAACAUGGGUGUGGAAAACCAUGAGGUGUCUCGGCCUGGGGAUGGAAAGAAAGCUGAGGAAUUCGAUAAAGAAGGUGGACGAAUUCGCAGAGAAUGUGAUAAAGACAAGGAAAAAGGAGCUGUCUUUGCAGCGUGAGGAGGAGAAUAAGAGGUCAGACUUGUUGACAAUAUUUAUGGGGCUGAAGGAUGAGAAAGGAGAGGCAUAUUCAGACAAGUUCUUGAGAGACAUAUGUGUGAACUUCAUAUUAGCAGGGAGGGACACAUCUUCAGUGGCACUGAGCUGGUUUUUCUGGCUGCUUCAUGAGAGUCCUGAGGUGGAAGAGAAGAUAGUGCAAGAGAUUUGCAAGAUAAUUAGUGAGAGGGAAGAAGAUGAGGCGGUGAAUAGGAAGAAGGAGGAGGAGGGACAAGAGUUGAGAUUUAGAGCAGAAGAGAUUAAGAGGAUGGAUUAUUUGCAGGCUGCUCUUUCUGAGUCACUCCGAUUAUACCCUUCCGUCCCUGUGGAUCACAAGGAGGUAGUUGAAGACAACACAUUCCCAGAUGGAACAGAGCUGAAGAAGGGCACCAAAGUCAUAUACGCAAUUUAUGCAAUGGGGAGAAUGGAAGGCAUAUGGGGAAAAGAUUGCAGAGAGUUCAGACCAGAGAGGUGGCUCAGAGAUGACCGUUUCAUGAGUGAAUCUGCUUACAAGUUCACUGCCUUCAAUGGUGGCCCUCGUUUGUGCCUAGGCAAAGAUUUUGCUUAUUACCAGAUGAAAUAUGUUGCUGCCAGCAUCAUAUAUCACUACCAUGUGAGGGUGGUUCAGAAUCACCCUGUGCUUCCCAAGCUUGCAUUAACUAUGUACUUGAAGCAUGGCUUGAGAGUUCAUCUUGAAAAGAGGGAUGUCACGGGGAUUCGGAAACAUUUCUCAGAUCAGUAAAAAUUGAACCCAUCAUGGACUGGCUCGCUAGGGUUUAUCAAGUAUUCUACGUGCCUUAAUUAUUUUUCCCUCUUCAUGUUUCUGAUUCAUAGGUACUUGAAGGGCGCGUUGUGCAGAGUGAUGAAGGAAAAUGGUUGUAUUUACUAUUGUGUUCUAGGGAGAUGAAGUUAAAUAAUGUUCAUGUUGAAUGUGCUGCUGAAAAAUUGGGGUUACGAAUCAUAUUGUCAAUAAUAUAUUUUCUUUGCUUGUCAGUA